Molecule: messenger RNA, 2619 nt
Organism: Anarrhichthys ocellatus (wolf-eel)
Lineage: Eukaryota; Metazoa; Chordata; Actinopteri; Perciformes; Anarhichadidae
Product: differentially expressed in FDCP 6 homolog
Exons: 11
Coding region: 81-1940 (619 amino acids)
Cellular component (GO): nucleus; cytoplasm
Source: RefSeq, a predicted model, not a curated record
ACCCAGGGGCCCUGUGUCAACAGCAGAGGGAAGAAGAAGAGACAUAGAGGAGGAAACCAGAAAGUAACUGUGCUGCAGACAUGGACCUGCGGUCUGAGCUGCUCAAGUCCAUCUGGUACGGUUUCACAGCCCUGGAUCUGGAGAAGAGCGGUAAGGUGUCCAAGUCUCAGCUAAAGGUGCUGUCCCACAACCUGUGCACAGUCUUGUCUAUCCCACAUGAUCCAGUUGCUUUGGAGGAGCACUUCAGGGAUGACGAUGAUGGUCCAGUUUCCAGUCAGGGUUAUAUGCCUUACCUCAACAAAUACAUCCUGGACAAGGUUAUUGAGGGCUCUUUUAUUAAGGAAAACGUAGAUGAGCUUUGUUGGACACUUACGGCAAAGAAAAACUACCAGACGGACAAAACCAGCAGCACUGUCCUGCCAGAGAAGGAUGCUUUUCGGCUUUGGUGCCUUUUUAAUUUUCUCUCUGAAGACAAGUACCCAUUGGUUAUGGUCCCUGACGAGGUGGAAUACCUCCUCAAGAAGAUAUGUAUGGCUAUGAGUAUUGAGUUCAACUGUGUUGAAUUAGAGGACUUCUUCUCCCAAGAUUCAGUGCAGCAGAGCGGCAUUACUGUUUGGGUUUUUCUGGAGAUGAUGAACUCUGGAAAGAUGACCAGAGGAAUUGAUCAGAGCAUAAUCAGCAUGGCUAUAGAGGAAGUAUACAGGGAGAUAGUUGGUGAUGUCCUCAAAGAGGGUUAUUUGUGGAAGAAAGGCCAGCUGAGGAGAAACUGGAAGGAACGCUGGUUCACCUUAAGGCCGAGCAACUUGUCCUAUUACACCGGGGAGGACCGCAAAGACUGUCAGGGCAACAUAGUUCUGGAUGGGAAAUGCUGUGUGGAGGUGCUACCAGACCGGGAUGGGAAAAGGUGCAUGUUUUGUCUGAAAACGCUCUCCAAGACUUAUGAGAUGAGCGCCUCAGACACCAAACAGAGACAGGAGUGGACUUCAGCCAUUCAAACAGCUAUCAGGCUACACGUGGAGGGGAAAACAUCCCUCCACAAGGAUUUGAAGCUGAAGCGGCGUGAACAGCGGGAGCAGCGGGAGAAGAGACGGCAGUCCAAGGAGGAGGAGCUGCUGAGGUUGCGGGCCCUGCAGGAGGAACGGGAGCGUAAGCUGGCGGAGCUGGAUCUCCUGAAAGAGGCGCAAAAGCAGGCUCAGGUCCUCCUGGCGCAGGACGAGCAGAGGAGGCGCCAGCAGCACGAACAGCUCCAGCGGGCCCUGGAGGUCCAGCUGCGAGAUGCUGAGGAGGCUCGGGUCAGUAUGCAGGCAGAGAUGGUUCUGAAAGAGGAGGAGGCGGAGCGGCAGAGGAAGAGGAUCAAGGAGCUGGAGGAGAUGCAGAAGCGUUUGGAAGAGGCGCUGCAGUUGGAGAUCAAAGCCAGAAUGGAUGAGGAGGCCUUCCGCUAUGCUCAAGCAGGAUUACUGGCCGAGGAGGAGGAGAAAAUGAAGGCCCUGAUGUCCCUGCAGGAGGAACAGGAGGAGUACAUCCUGAAGACACAGAGGGAGAAGCAGGAGCUCAAACAGGAAAUGGAGGUCAAGUCACGAUCCCUGGAUGAGGCUCAGAGGCAGCUGGAGGAGGUCCGCGCCAACAGGCACAGGGUUGACCAGGAUGUAGUGGCUGCCCAGCGAAAACUUCGCCAGGCGAGCACCAACGUCAAACACUGGAACGUCCAGAUGAACAGACUGAUGCGACCCAUCGGACCAGGCGAGAAGAGACCAUCGUUAGGAAGCUCCUUCUCAAGCUUCCAGAUCCCGACACAGAGAGAUCCGGGGCUGCGUCUCAGAAGGAGAUCUGGAUCAGAGGAUCAGGACGAGGAGAGCAAAGAAAAUGUUGACAACCGAGCUGGAUGUGAUUUAGAAAAGCGCCACUCCCAUGCCUCUAACGGAGACAUGGACAUCCCCUAAAAACACGAGUCAGAGAGGCUGCAUACUUGUCACGUCUGUCACUUUCUGACAGGCAGGGCAAGAGAUGGUGCAACAGUUGAACAUCUACACUUAAACUGAAUUUACUACCAACAGUACUACCAUUUUUAUUAAAUGUUGAAUUACUGACCUCACGUCACAAACGGAAACAGUUUAAAACAUUUUAAUGAUAAGAUGCAUUUACAGAAUCAACUAAUGCUUUGACUGCAGCCUGUGAGGCCUGUUCUGAACAUAAACGAUACCUCAGUGCAAAGAAAACGAGCUGUAAGCAAGAUCCCCGAAGUGCAAAGUAAGUUGAGAUGUGUUAAAGACUAAUACUUACAUACAAUGUAAGGAAGCUCAUUUAUUUAGCUCUGUAAUAUAGACAUAUAACAAUGUUUCAUUUUUAUGUAUGUAUUUUUUUGGCCGGAGGGUGGCUUGACUAUUUUUUUUAACGUAAAAAGUUGGUUCAGUAUUGGAGUUUACAGCUGUUUCCUUAGAAGAGUAUCAUUCCUGAUGAACAGGAAAGAGAGAGAAACUCUCAUUUAACUUCCUGUUUCUAUUGUCAGUUAACAUAAUUGUAAAUAAAAGAGUGAAUUGAUGCCUUAACCUGAUUUCUGCCUGUAUCUUUCCUGUGUUAAAUUAUGUGCUGCAUGUCAAUAAAAUCUCAAUCUAUAUUUUA